Molecule: messenger RNA, 831 nt
Organism: Chaetomium strumarium
Lineage: Eukaryota; Fungi; Ascomycota; Sordariomycetes; Sordariales; Chaetomiaceae
Exons: 1
Coding region: 77-577 (166 amino acids)
Source: RefSeq, a predicted model, not a curated record
GGGGACGCUCCAGGGUGACUGGCACGGCGAUGCCCUCUUCGGCGACAACGGGGACCGCUUCGGUGGCGUGAGCCUCAUGGGUCGUGGGGUUGCCGGCCGUGUUGGGGUCGGCGGCCGUGUUGGGGUCGGGAAGGGCAACGUUACCGGUCGACGCAUUGGACAUUGUUCCAUUGCUGUUAUGGGAUUCCUCAUUCGUGCCGUUGCCAGCGGCUUGGAAGGAGUUGGCGGUGGCCGUGGGAAAGCUCAGAUGAGCAGCGGUCACUCCGUCGGUACGACCGCCGGACUGGGACUGAUCUCCAUGGUCGGUUCUAGAAUUGACGGUGGGAAAGCUCAGACGAGCAGCGGCCGCCUUGUUGAUGGGACCGUUGGUGUUGGACUGGUCACCAUGGUUGGAGGCAUCAUUGGAGCCUUCCUGAGAGUCACCGUUGAGGAUCUCAUCGAGCUCGCCCAGGUCACCGAACAGCGAGUCAAUGUCCGAUCCAGUGUCCUUGUUGGCGUCUUCAACACCAACUUUCUGGUCAAUUGCGGUGGCGGAAGCGCGGGCGGUAUUGUUCUGCCGCACGAGUUAACGAACUGACCGACUGCGUCAAACCAAUUACCGGGGCAUCACUUACCUCGAUCUCAAAAUCGUCCUGGGGAGAGGGAGUAGGGUACGCAGCGGUUACAGCAUGAGCAGUACCUGACUGCUCGUUGGCGGCAAUUUUGCCGCCAGCGGCCGGGCUGGCAGCAGAAGACAUCUUACCGACUCGACGAAUUGGUUACAAUGAGAUGAGAGUCGAUAACCUCAAUACGGCGUGGCCGGCAACCCGGCGGAUGAAUUGGAUGAUUGUG